AUGAGUUUUUGUUUCGUUAGGAAGGUUGGUAUCAAAUCAAAAUCCCAACCAAAGUUUAAGAAUUUGAAGAAGUUGGCUCGAAAAAAUCGUUCUUCGCAGAUCCGAGCUAAUAAAGUUGGAAAAAUAUCAGAAGAGAAGCGAAAAGAAGGGCAGUCACCAAUCAACAUUACAAUAAUUUCACUUGACGAGGCCUUCACAUCACACAAAAUUGUAGAAACUUUCAAUCUUGCCGACGAGGAUGCAGUUAUACAUGUGAAUGAAAAGAGAAAUAUUUCUCAUCUAGCUGUCCCUCGCUUCAAACAACGUUACAUUUUCUUUUGCCCUGAUACUACUUCAAUUAUCUCUACGCUCGAUUUUUUAAGAGUUUCUGAUAUUUUAGUCAUUUUAUGGCCAACUGAAACAACAAAUUUAAAUAUUGCGCAUAGUCGCUUAUUGGAUGUUAUUACUGCGCAUGGAUUCCCACCAACAUUUAAUCUGGUCUCAACACUUCCUGCUUCUGGAAAACAACGUGAUUCAACACGAAAAGCGCUUGAGAAGCUUAUGGCGCCUUGGGCAAAAGACUCUCGAAUCUACGAUUUACAAGGUGGCAGUCCUCUUCAAAUUCUUCGACAAAUUUCUACUACACGCAAAGUCCGCUCGAAUCUACAAAAAUUAAGGCCUUACUUAAUUACUGAAAAUGUUCAAAUAAUUAAAACUGAAGACAAUUCAGAUUCUUUCUCCCUUCUCAUUUCUGGUUAUUUAAAUGGUGCUCCUUUAAAUGUUAAUGGGCUGGUUCACAUUUCUGGUUGUGGUGAUUUCCAAUUGAGUCAAGUUGUAUUUGAGAAUGAUCCGCAUCCAUUAAAACAAUCCAAGGCAGAAUCAAUGGAAAUACUCAGAGCUAUUAAAGCCGACCCUUUAAAGCAAACACAGCUUGAUAGUGAGAUUAUUCAGGAUCCAAUGAAUAUUGAUCAACCGGAGAUGGAUGAAAAUGAAGAAAAAUACGCAGUUCCGAAGGUAAAGCUUCCAGAAGGGACUUCAGAGUACCAGGCUAGCUGGUUAAUUGAUGAUGAUUAUGAAGAGGAUGAUGAUGAGGAGGAAGAGUCUGAUGAGUGUGAUUCUGUUGAAGACGAAGACAAUGGAAACGACUUGCAUGGAACGGAAAAUGGUUUCUGUGCACAAAUGGAGGAUGAAAAUUUUUCUCAAAAUGGAGAAGGUGAUUCUCAUUCUGUCGUUGAGAGUGCCACAAUGGACGAAUCAAUUGAUUUGAACGACAUUGAUAUUAAUGAUGAUCAUCAGAAAGAGUUAUUUAAAAAGGAACGUGAAAAUCGUCAAUGGCCUGAUGAGGUCGAAGCACCUGAGGGAAUGAAUGCACGUGAUAGGUUUAAACGUUAUCGAGGACUGAAAAGUUUUAGAACAAGUCCGUGGGAUCCAAAAGAGAAUUUAACAAAAGAUUAUGCACGGAUCUAUAAAAUUGUAAAUUUCAAAAGAACGAGGAAACUUGCGCUUGAGGCAGCAAAACAAUCGUUUCAGGCAGCUGAUGAGGGUGACGAACAGUUUUGUACUCCUGGUGCUUACAUUACAUUGUGUGUCAAAGAUGUGCCUAGUUCAUACGAAAACCAUAUUUCUUCCACACAUUCUCCUUUAAUUGUUUUUGGUCUACUCAAAAAUGAACAUAGAAUGUCCACCUUAAAUAUGAUUUUACAUCGAUAUCCAUCAUUCAAUAAGCCUGUCAAGAAUAAGGAAGAAUUACUCUUUCAAGUUGGAUGUCGUCUUUUUACUGCAAAUCCUGUAUUUUCACAACAUACAAAUGGAAAGAAGUUUAAGAUGGAACGUUUUAUGCCUUCAUCUGGAGCAUUUUGUGCUACUGUUUUUGCCCCAAUCACCUUUCCACCCUCAAAUGUUUUAGUUUUCCGGCAAUGUUCCCCUGAAAAACUUCAAUUAAUAGCAAAAGGAAUUGUUCUUGAUUCAAAUCCUGACAGAAUUAUUCUCAAACGUGUCCGGCUCUCCGGGCAUCCAUUUAAAGUAAAUAAAAGGACAGCGGUUGUGAGGUAUAUGUUCUUUAAUAGAGAGGAUAUAGAGUGGUUUAAACCCGUUGAGUUAUACACACAUAGUGGAAGGCAUGGACGUAUUAAACAACCAUUAGGUACUCAUGGCUUGAUGAAAUGUGUUUUUGAUCGUCCAUUGAGUGUGCAAGACUCAGUUUUAAUGAAUUUAUACAAAAGAGUUUUUCCAAAGUGGACAUAUAAUGCCGAAACUAGAGGAAAACAAUUUUGCAUUUCUGAUGAAGCAGAUGAUACAUUAGAAGAAGAAUGGUCAGGAAAGAAGGACAAAAAAAUGGAAACUAUGCAACACGCUCGCUCUAGAGCAAUUGUUUUGCAGGAUUUUGAAAGUUUACUGAAUGAUCUAAACUCACGGAAGGAUAAAUUUAUUGGGAAUAAUUAUGUCAAAUGUCAGGGUGGUUCGGAUAAUACUUUUGAUAACAUUUCAUUCGACUUAUCUGGUGAUAAGCUGACAGAUUCAAUAACUACAAUUUUUUCAGACAUUCUUAUUUCUGCUAAUAAUUUAAUUCAAACGUCCCAGGAAUUAUUUGAAUCAAUUUCUAUGUAUGAUGAAGAUAAUGAGGGUAGUUCGGUUCUCGAAACAAUUGUUGAGUUUUUACCAUUUUUACAAAAGCUUGAGCAGUUUGUCUAUACAACGAGUGAAUUAACUAAAAAUUUACUACUUCAAAUCCAUGGAUUUUUAACUUUUGGUCGAAAUGAAAUCAAAAAUCAUCGGGCAGAUCAAUUGCCACUAACAAGGAUGUGGAGAACACUUGGCGACCUUUUAUCAACAUUUGCUGUUCUUGAUGCUUUGAUUUUAUCACAUCCUUUUCUUCGCGAACAUUGGGCUGUUUUAUUACGUUCUGUUCGUUUGGUGCAAUUUAAUCCAGCUCAAUUUGAUUUGGAAGGACUUUCUACUGGUCGUUUACAACACUUAAAUGCUUUAAUUGAAAGGCUAGAUUUAGUUUUAAUGAAUGGAAAGAUUUUAACGAAUACUUGUAUUAAACUUACACGAUUCGACCAACUUUCGUCAGAUCGUCAAUUUAUGGAACGUUUUCGUCUAGCAAUAAUGCAAAUGUUAACUAAUUGGGAAAAACAUAUAAAUUCUUCAGAAAAUGCAAUUCCCGAUAAAAAGAGGCUUAUUUGUUUAUUAACAUUAUCCAAAUUAUUUCAUCAUUUAUUACCUGAACGACAAAAACCUGACAAAAAAAUUAUUUCAAAAUUAUUGGGAAUAAACAAAAAUUUAAUUUCUUUCCAUUUAUUUGCUGAUUUGUUGUUUAUACCUUUUGAUUUUAUUUUAAAAGAAAUACUUGGCGCUAGUAAAGUUGUGGACAAAAAAGUUUCUUCUACAAUACAAAUUGCAAAAGGAUGCCAAUUAAACAAACUUUUGGAAAAUCUUUACAAAUAUGUUCAAACAUUUUCACUAAAUUUAAAUGAUUGGCAAAAGAGAAUGCAAGAAGAAGAGAAGGGAUCCACUCCUGAUUAUUUAAAAUUUUGUGAUUUAUUUAUUGAAGGUAUUCAUAUGGGAGAAAAGUUGAAUAGAUUACUUAAAUAUAUUUUAAAUAUUCAUUUGGCUGAACAAAAACCAAUUUCGAAAGCUAAUGUUAGGCUAAUAUUUGUGCUUAUUCAAUUUGUUAAGACCAUUUCAAAUACUUUUACCUCUAAUUGGAAUUCUAUACUCGAAGCAAUUAAUUAUGGUUGUGUUCAUCUUUCUGCUUCUAUUCUUUCAAUUUUACAAUCAAUUAUUCAAUCAAAUGGAGAAUCCAAACAGCCAUUCUUUGCUAAUUCAAUUUUAAAUUCUGCUCUUUCAUUGAGUCAACCAGUUGGUAGAAAGGCAUUAAUUGUUGCUGGAGUGUCUUUGGAAUUGGCAAAUUAUCAAAAAACGUUGCGAGGAAAUGACGUCCAAAUAGACGAAACACUGAAAAAACUCGAUAUUCUCUGCAAUUUUGGUCAUGUACUUUCAAAUUCUACUGAUCUUUCCUUUUUGUAUUGGCAUCGACUUUCACUUAUGCAAGCUUUUUGUGAAGAUUUAAUUCAGGAACAAAUAACUGAUUUUUCGAAUGAAGAUUUACCUAGAACUAUAACUGACUUUUUCAGUGCAAUUAAUGAAUGUGGCCGUUUAAUAAUUUCUGUCAAACAUUGUGAUCAACAAACUUUUCUUCAAACAUUUAGCAAUGAAUUGUUUUUAAUUAUUACAAAUAAUUUUCUUUCAAAACUUUGUACCGAAAUUGAAAAUGAUCUUAGACUUUCUUAUCAUCAACAACAAAGUUCUUCUUUUGAACAAUUAGAAAAAUUGUUUUCCACACAAAAUCCUUUACAACAAGAAGAGAAACCUUUAAAUAAACUUUUAUUAAAUUUACUUCAAAUUCCUAAGAUUAAACUUGGAAAUAGAAUAAUUGUUGUUUUUGAUUAUGUCACAAAUUAUUUAUCCUCUACAUUUUAUAAUUUUUCUGUUAUUGCUUUACACGAUUCUGAAGCUUAUAAUCGAAUGAGAAUUUUAGCUAAACAUAGAUACGGGUUGAAUUUGGAAGAUUAUCAAUUACCAACUAGAUGUUUUUUUAUUGAACGCUCAAGUCAAAGCAAACAAUUGGCUAUCGUUAGAGUACAACAAAUUGUAAAUUCAAUUAAAACCCAUGGAAUAGGAAUUUUAGAUCCUUUGAUAAAUACUUCAUAUAAAUAUAUGCGUUCUCAAUUUCAACUGCUUUCUCGCUGCCUUUCUGAUGAAAAACUUAAAUCAACAUUAAUUCGUGAAAUUUGUUUUUAUCGAGAUUCAAUUGACCAAUUAGAACAAAUGUAUCCAAUGGAAAGAGCUGAGAAAAUGACAAAUAGUUUAAAACGUUAUUGCCAUAAAAUUGGUGGUGGACCUUCUUUAAAUAUUGUUGAAAGAUUAAGGAUUUUGAUAGUAAGAAUAGGAAAUAUGAUUGGCCUUUUACGCAUGUUUCGUUCGGGGAUUUUGGAAACUUUUGCACCAAAUAUAACCUUUGGAUUUAAGCAUAAAGAAUCAAUGUCUGAUUUAAUAAAUAAUUUUGACAAAAAUUCAAUUCAAAAUAAUUGUGCAAAAUUGUGUGAUAAAAUAUCUUCAAAUAUUACUGGUUAUUUAACUUCAAAUAAUGAUUCUAUUGAGCUUUUAACUUCAAUGUUUGCCAAAGAAUUUCGAGGAAAUAAUAAAUUUGCUCAUUUAAGAGAUUUUUUUAUUUUAAUUCCAACACUUAUGAUUGUCCAAAUUGAAUAUAUUUCUAAAUGUAGAGCUCGUUUAAGUAACAAAAAGAUGUCAUUGAAUGAAGAUUUGGCUGUUGCUGGAAGUUUUAAUGAACAAUUUAUUUUUGUUGAAGAUGGAUUUAGUAUUGGUAUUGCCUAUGUGCUUACUUUACUUAAUCAACAAUUCUUUUUCAAUUCACUUAAUUGGUUUGACUCUGUAUUUAACAAAAUUCAUUCUGAAGUAAUUAAAUGCAAAAAUGAACAGAAAUUAGCUUUAAAAGCAAAAGAUGAAUCUUUGGCAAGACUUUUAGCACUCAAACAAAGCCAACUUAAUGAACAAUUGGAAGAAUUCAAACGUUUAAUGUAUUCAUUAAAUUCUGCCCUUACAUUUUUGCAAGCAAAUGAAGUUUGUGAUGAAAAUAUUGAAGAGACGUAUUUAGAUGAUUUUUAG
This is a messenger RNA of Meloidogyne enterolobii, 5667 nucleotides long. The record is from the annotation of a GenBank genome assembly. Lineage: Eukaryota; Metazoa; Nematoda; Chromadorea; Rhabditida; Meloidogynidae.